AUGGCGGAACGCUACAUUCCCGAGCACCGUCGGACGCAGUUCAAGGCUAAGAACCAGUUCCGUCCCGAUGAGCUUCGCCGCCGCCGUGAAGAACAGCAGAUUGAGAUCCGCAAGCAGAAGCGCGAGGAAGGACUCGCGAAGCGACGUGGUAUCACCACUCGUGAUGGUGGAAUUGGCGUCGGUGGUGCCACAGGUGCUGCUACCGAAAGUGACGAUGAAGCUAGUGCUAUCGAGAGCGAGCUCAAUGUCGAACUUCCCUUGAUGGUCAAGGGCGUGAUGUCCGACUCCGUUGAGGACCAGAUCAGCUCCACCACCCGCUUCCGAAAGCUUCUCUCCAAGGAACGCAACCCUCCUAUUGAGCGAGUCAUUGAGACUGGCGUUGUCAGCCGAUUUGUCGAAUUCCUCCGCUCCCCCCACACCCUUGUCCAGUUCGAAGCCGCCUGGGCUCUCACAAAUAUCGCCAGUGGAAGCGCUACCCAGACACAGGUGGUGAUCUCCGCCGGCGCUGUGCCCAUUUUCGUCGAGCUGCUUGCCAGCCCUGAGCCCGAUGUGCGGGAGCAGGCCGUUUGGGCCCUUGGAAAUAUUGCUGGUGAUAGCCCUCACUGUCGUGAUUUCGUUCUCGGCGCUGGUGCGCUGCGCCCUCUCCUGAACUUGAUCAACGAUGGCCGCAAACUGAGCAUGCUUCGUAACGCGACCUGGACCCUGAGCAACUUCUGUCGUGGCAAGACCCCCCAGCCUGACUGGAACACCAUUGCUCCUGCUCUGCCUGUCCUCGCCAAGCUUAUCUACAUGCUGGAUGAUGAGGUCCUUAUCGACGCCUGCUGGGCUAUUUCAUACCUCUCCGACGGUAGCAAUGACAAGAUCCAAGCUGUUAUUGAGGCGGGCAUUCCCCGACGCCUUGUGGAGCUGCUCAUGCACGCCUCCACAUCGGUUCAAACUCCAGCACUUCGCUCUGUUGGAAACAUCGUGACCGGAGACGACGUUCAGACCCAGGUGAUCAUCAACUGCGGAGCACUUCCUGCUCUGCUGUCCCUCUUGAGCUCGACCAAAGACGGUAUUCGCAAGGAGGCCUGCUGGACCAUCUCCAACAUCACUGCUGGAAACUCGAGCCAAAUUCAGGCUGUCAUUGAUGCGGGUAUCAUUGCGCCCCUUAUCAACCUCCUGGCCAACGGCGAUUUCAAGACCCGUAAGGAAGCAUGCUGGGCGAUCUCCAACGCAACUUCCGGUGGCUUGCAGAAGCCUGAUCAGAUCCGUUAUCUGGUUUCCCAAGGAUGCAUCAAGCCACUUUGUGAUUUGCUCGCCUGCCCUGACAACAAGAUCAUUCAGGUGGCUUUGGAUGGCUUGGAGAACAUUCUCAAGGUCGGCGAAAUGGACAAGGAGGCCGGUCAGGGCGAUGCCCACGUUAACCGCUAUGCUCUCUUCAUUGAGGAAGCCGGUGGUAUGGAGAAGAUUCACGACUGCCAGAACAACGCCAACGAGGAAAUCUACAUGAAGGCCUACAACAUCAUCGAGAAAUACUUCUCUGACGAGGAUGAGGCAGCUGGUGAGAUCGACGAGCUGGCACCUCAGCAGACCCAAGCCGGCUUCACUCUUGGCACUGGACAGCAGCAGCCUGCUGGCGGAUUCAACUUUGCUGGCGCUCCUGACUCCAUGGACAUGUAA
Messenger RNA from Penicillium diatomitis, 1662 nucleotides. RefSeq names its product karyopherin alpha. NCBI's taxonomy places the organism in Eukaryota, Fungi, Ascomycota, Eurotiomycetes, Eurotiales, Aspergillaceae. The coding region runs from base 1 to 1662 and encodes 553 amino acids. Gene Ontology annotation, molecular function: protein binding; nuclear import signal receptor activity. The record is from RefSeq and is a predicted model, not a curated record. Gene Ontology annotation, biological process: NLS-bearing protein import into nucleus. Gene Ontology annotation, cellular component: nucleus; cytoplasm; nucleoplasm. The transcript is spliced from 8 exons.